Messenger RNA from Panicum virgatum (switchgrass), 1172 nucleotides. RefSeq lists its product as uncharacterized. The transcript has 6 exons. Bases 76 to 912 code for a protein of 278 amino acids. Gene Ontology annotation, cellular component: microtubule organizing center. The record is from RefSeq and is a predicted model, not a curated record. Gene Ontology annotation, biological process: spindle pole body duplication. Gene Ontology annotation, molecular function: microtubule binding; calcium ion binding. Lineage: Eukaryota; Viridiplantae; Streptophyta; Magnoliopsida; Poales; Poaceae.
GAAAAUGAACAAGGGGCCGGCCCUAGGGGAGAAGCGGGGAGAAAGAAGGCAAGGUCUUUUUGCCGCCGCGUCGCCAUGGCGGGAGAUGGAACCGACGAACACUUGACGGAGUACGAGAGGCAGCGGCUGGCGAGGAUACGCGAGAAUGAGGCCCGCCUCGAGGCCCUGGGCCUCCGCGGCCUCGCAGCGUCCCCUCUCCUCCGCAACCCGUCUCCGGCGGCGGUGGCUAAGGGGAAGCAGAAAAAGCGGUCCGCCGACGAGGACGAGGAGUACGUCCCAUCCGACGAUGGCCGCGGUGAGGAGGACGAGGACGAGAGCUUGUCGGAGAGCGGGCAAGACGACGACAUGGAUGGGGAGGGGAAAUCGGCGUCUAGGUCUCGUGCCAAGGGAAAGAGAAAGAAAUUGUCAAAGUCAAGUAAAUCUAAAAAGAUGGCACCUACAAAAGGUUGCUCUCCUACUGAUUUCGUGGAUGAUGAUGAUACCUUACAGCAGGCAAUUGCUCUCUCACUGGCCGAAUCUUCAGAAACGUCUGUGACUGCAAUUGGUGCAGAAACUUCAAGCACAGUAAAGGAAGCAAGUGAAGGCACUCCAUACAAGAAUAAUGGCAAAACAUCUAUUCAGGACUCAGCUAAGAACAGAAAGAUUAGAAUGCUGGGUAAGAGCAGGAUUCAACUGACAGAAGAUGAUGUGGUUGCAUUCUUCUUCUCAUUUGAUGAAGUUGGUAAAGGAUAUAUCACACCAUGGGAUCUUGAAAGAAUGGCUACAAUAAACGAUUUCAUCUGGACAGAUUCUGAGAUAUCUAACAUGAUCCGUUGCUUUGAUAGUGACGGAGAUGGAAAGAUAAACCUUGAGGAUUUCCGGAGCAUUGUAUCUCGAUGCAACAUGCUGCAGGAGCCUGAGAAAAGAGGAUGAAGCAUGGUGGUGGUCUGAAGAUGGCUGCACUCAAGUAUUCGCACCGUUUCCAUAGUCUGACCGGAGACGGUGCAUGAAGAAAUAUGCAGAGGUGAACAAGUAUAUGAACAGAUGAACAAAAGUGUAGCCUUUUUAAGUAGCCUCUGUUCACUGAACCCAGCUUAAGUAAUGCCAGGAGCUUGCCAAGUCUGACUAGGAAUUUUGUUGUUGGGCAUGAGUGCUGAUCUCUUCCACGUAACUCAGUUGUGGCCAUGUACGCA